This is a messenger RNA of Erpetoichthys calabaricus (reedfish), 2821 nucleotides long. RefSeq names its product E3 ubiquitin-protein ligase TRIM39-like. Lineage: Eukaryota; Metazoa; Chordata; Cladistia; Polypteriformes; Polypteridae. The record is from RefSeq and is a predicted model, not a curated record. The transcript has 33 exons. Gene Ontology annotation, molecular function: protein binding. Bases 662 to 2374 code for a protein of 570 amino acids.
UGCGUUCAGUAGGCCUAUAUAUAGAGAAAUCUAUUUUAACACUGUAAGUUAAUUUACCACUGUUUAGUUUGCUUUCCAUGUACUUUGAACAGAUUGAAGCUUAAUUAAUUUUUCUGUCUAUCUUCUCAGCCAGUAGUCUGCUGCUUUGUGUACUCUCGCUUUGUGCGCAUAUCUGAUUCUUGUGAUUUUGUGAGGUAGAAUAAGGUGGAGUUUAUUCAUACGUCUUUUUCAUUUAACUCUAUAUUUGUUUUGCCUUUGUGUGUCUCUCUGGAGUUGUAUACAUUUUACAGCAAUAAGCUAACAAGCAUUUUAGGGUUAACGUAUACUAAUGACAUUGGCGUUAUUUUGAGUUUCACGUACCCGCCCGCUUACGAAUUGCCUUUCAUGCUGUGCUGACGCUGACUGAGCUUUCAGCCGCCUGUCUGCCACACGGCGCUAGCUGCACUGUUUAUCUAACAUGGCUGAAGGUUAAAUUGCCUUUGGCCAUUUUUACUUACAUGUACAUUAAGAGUGUACACCAAUCAAACUGACUAGCGGACUCAGCACAAGGCAUGAGAGGGAUUACAAUAUUUAACGGAAACUCGGCAGAAUCAAACUGAGGUCGCUUCUUUUAUUGUUUACAGGUGCAGAUUAUAAAGCUCACCUUCCACUGACGGAGAGAAUGGCAGCGUGGUUAGAUGUUGUUUGCAUUAUUUCAGUGGGAGCCCUGGUGGUCUUCAGUAACAAGAAAGGCGUAUUUAACAUAAAAGGACAGAGCAACAAUGGUUUAGUAAUUACUUGGAUUUUAUCUACACUUCCUUUGGCUGUCCUCCUGCAUUGCCUAAGAGAACACAAGAAAGAACAUGAGAAAUCAAAGGAAAAAAAUACUAACCUGAAAAGAGAAUGUGACGAACAAAGAAGUCAGAAUGAGAAUUUAAUUAAAGAAACUGCCAAGUUAAAUGCACAAAAUGAUAAAUUACAUGAAGAAAAGACUACCUUAAAAAGAGAACUAAAUGAACUGGAACAGGAAUUUGAUUUGCUUGGAGUUGUUCCUGAAAAAGUAUGGAAAACAAUACGUCAAAUGGAAGCAACCAUGAUGACAUCUAUAGAAAAGAAGUUCAUUUUCAUAUUUCUUGUGCAAUUCAUGACUGACAGCACAGUUGCAGCACCAAUUCCCUUAACCAUUUCCUCUAAGCAGAAUGAUACAGUUGGCAUGUUCAAUCUGAUGCUCCGUUUCUGUUAUAUAGUAGUAGCCGUAUUGCUUAUGUACUGUGCUAAAAGAAAAAAAAUUAUAUCAAAAUUGUACACUUGCUGCAGAAAUGCUAGAAGAGUUCGGAAGAUGCGCUGUUUUAUUGAACCCCAUCUAUGGUCCAGUUUUUGGAACUCUAUUUUAAGAAUGCAAGUAUUCUCAUUAAAACAGGAAAAGUUAACUGAAGAACAACAAGGCCUAAUUGAAGAAAUUAAAUAUUCCCGACAACAGCUUGACAGUGCAAUUAUAGAAAAUCAAAAUCUAAAUAAAGAAAUUAAAGAUUUACGACAACAGCUUGACAGUGCAAUUAUAGAAAAUCAAAAUCUAAAUAAAGAAAUUAAAGAUUUACGACAACAGCUUGACAGUGCAAUUAUAGAAAAUCAAAAUCUAAAUAAAGAAAUUAAAGAUUUACGACAACAGCUUGACAGUGCAAUUAUAGAAAAUCAAAAUCUAAAUAAAGAAAUUAAAGAUUUACGACAACAGCUUGACAGUGCAAUUAUAGAAAAUCAAAAUCUAAAUAAAGAUAAUACAAGUUUGGAAAAAAAAAAGCUUGAAGAAGAACUCACUCUAUACCGGAAGGAAUUUGAGAACAAGGGUUUCCUUCCUGAGAAAGUUUGGAGGAAAAUGCAAGAAAUGGAACUCGAUAUUUUUCUGGACCAUGACUCAGCACACCCUGAUGUUUCUGUGGAUGCUGAUGCCUUACAAGUAAGAUUUGUAGGAAAUACACGAGGACCUGACAGGUGGUAUUGCGUUACCAUGGCUGAGGGGCUAAGAACAAGGAAUCACUACUGGGAGGUGGAGGUUGGUGAGAAAAGCAGCUGGGCAAUUGGAGUAGUAACCAGAGAAAUCAAACACAUGAAGAUUAUUCCUGAAACCCCAGGUGAUGGAUUCUGGGUCAUCCGUUUAUGCAGGGGGAAGAAGUUUCAAGCUGUUUCCAAAACUGUCACUGAACUUCAAGAAAAACCCAAAAAAGUUGGGGUGUACCUCAAAGAAAAUUACUUGUGCUUUUAUAAUGCAGAGAAUACAAAACAUAUCUACACCUUUCCGAUGAAGAACUCUGAACCUCUUUUUCCUGUUUUCAGUCCCGGAUCAAGUGACAGAGGACCGCUAAUAAUCAAGAAAAGCAAGUUUUCUAAUACUGCUUAAGAUAUUGCUUUGCCACUUCACAUCAUUGUCUUUACCGUUGCUUAUCCACUGAAGUUCUGAACUUGUCUUACAUUUGGACAUGGAAUGUGGCUGUACAUAAACAGGUCAUUGAAUUUUAUUAUGUUCUGUUUCUUGUUGGAAAGUCAUCUCUUACAUACCUUUUUAAUGACUACUUAAAAAAAAUCAAUGAAAUGUCUUGUUAGAAAUAGAAAUAACACAUUUAUUCUCAGCACAAUCCCAUCCAUAUCUCAGUUCUUGUAUCUUGUUGAAAUUAUAAUAAUCUUUCUGGCUUCCGUACCUGAUUAAUAAGGCAUCUUUUGUAACAGUUUCUUUCAUUUAACCAGCGUACUUUUCUAGGGAAUUGUUCUGUUGGAAAAUCAAAUGUGCUUUUUUUUUCACAGUUUUUUUCUAUUUUAAAUUAAAGUUUACUUUGCUAUUUGUGGCUGA